AUGCCUGGUUUAUCCCCUUUAACCCCUGUCACUACUUCAUUUGAAGAAUAUUCUUCUGAUUCCCUUGCUUCUUUAAUCAAGAAUCCUUCUAAAAAUUUGGUCUUGUUACUUGAUUUAAGAUCUUUUUCUAUGUUUACGACAAAUCAUAUUAAAUCCUCUUUAAAUAUUUGUGUUCCAAGUACUUUAUUAAAAAGAGGUUCUUUUUCUGCCGAUAAGAUUACUGAUACUUUGGUUGGUGAGGCUGAUAAAGAUAUUUUCAAGGAAUGGCCUAAAUAUGAAAACAUUAUUUUAUAUGAUAAUGAAACUUCUUCAUUAUCGGAAAAUUGUCCAUUAUUUCAUCUUUGUAAAAAAUUCAAGUCACCAAAUUGUAAAGCAAAGAUUGGAUACUUGAAAGGUGGGUUUACAGCUUUUUUUAAUCAAUAUGCGGAUUUAUGUGAAAAGAGUGUUGUAAAUGGUACAGGAACGGUACCUAGUACUUUUCCUCGUAGAAGAUCUUUAAUGAGUCGUAAACCAGGACCUUUCACUUGUCCAACCCCUAUUAUUGAAUUAUCUGGUGUUAAUCCAUUUUUCUCAAAUAUUCGACAAAAUAUUGAAUUAAGUUCUGGUAUAACGGAAACAAUACCUAUUCGUCUUCCUGAAGGUAUUACGUUUGAUAAAUCUCAAAUACCAGCUUUCAUGAGGGAACUUAUCAAAGAUGAUGGUGGUAAAAUGAAAUUAGCUGAAGCAUUUCAGGAAAUUGAACGUACUGAACAAAGACGAUUACAAUCUUUAAUGUUACAAAAUUCGAAUCAAGUGACAGCUGAUUGUCCUUUCAGUAUAUCGGCUGGAAUGGAAAAGGGUACAAAAAAUCGUUAUAAUAAUAUUUGGCCUUAUGAUCAUACUAGAGUUAAAAUAAAUGAUUGUAAAGAAGGAGAUUGUGAUUAUGUAAACGCAAGUUUUGUUCAAGCUGAAGGAUGUGAUAAACGUUACAUUGCAACUCAAGGUCCUUUGCCAGCUACAUAUGAAGAUUUCUGGAAGAUUGUAUGGGAACAGAAUUCUCAAGUGAUCGUAAUGUUAACCAAAGAGGAGGAAGCAGGGAGAAUCCAAUGUCAUCGUUAUUGGUCUCAAUGCAAAAUUAAUUCCGCUAAAUUUGGUCCUAUUGAACUUAAGUUCAUUUCGGAAACUUCACAUUGUUCAGUGGAAAAUAACAAUAAUACGAUCGUUACUCGAAAAUUCAAGUUAACCAAUUUAAAUCAUCCAGAAAUUCCAGCUCGUGAAAUCACACAAUUACAUUUUCUUGGUUGGCCUGAUUUCGGUAUUCCCGAUUCUCCAAUUCAUAUCCUUAAUCUAAUAGAGGUAGCUAACUUAACACAAUUACAAGCAGCUCAAUCAUCACAACAUGCUAUUGGUCCUAUGAUAGUUCAUUGUUCAGCUGGGUGUGGUCGAACAGGAGCGUUCUGUACGAUUGAUUCAUGUUUAACUAUAUUAAACAAUAUUCGAGAACAAGGUCAUGAUGUAAGUCAGGACCUUGUACAAAAAGUAGUAUUGAAAUUCAGAGAACAAAGAUUAAGUUUAGUUCAAACAUUGAGACAAUAUGUGUUUUGUUAUGAAGCUGUUUUAUGGAAGUUGGUCGGUGCAGCUUAA
Messenger RNA from Rhizophagus irregularis DAOM 181602=DAOM 197198, 1623 nucleotides. RefSeq lists its product as uncharacterized. NCBI's taxonomy places the organism in Eukaryota, Fungi, Glomeromycota, Glomeromycetes, Glomerales, Glomeraceae. The record is from RefSeq and is a predicted model, not a curated record. Gene Ontology annotation, biological process: protein dephosphorylation. Gene Ontology annotation, molecular function: protein tyrosine phosphatase activity.